Colias croceus (clouded yellow) is the source of this 1734-nucleotide messenger RNA. It is a transcript of the gene Loxl2, whose product is annotated as lysyl oxidase homolog 2B-like. Gene Ontology annotation, biological process: peptidyl-lysine oxidation. The record is from RefSeq and is a predicted model, not a curated record. The transcript has 9 exons. The coding region runs from base 177 to 1634 and encodes 485 amino acids. Gene Ontology annotation, cellular component: membrane. NCBI's taxonomy places the organism in Eukaryota, Metazoa, Arthropoda, Insecta, Lepidoptera, Pieridae. Gene Ontology annotation, molecular function: protein-lysine 6-oxidase activity; copper ion binding.
UGUUACAUGCUACAGAAUCAGAAUAAAUUUAAAUACAAAUAAAAAUAAAUUGGUUUGAACCAGUUUUCGUAAAAUAGAUGGGUUGUUAGCGUCAGGUGUUCUUCAGGGAAGCGUAUUGUGCCCAUAAAUAUAUUUUAUAUAUGAGAAAUGAGAAUGAAUAGUGUUCAGUAAUUAAUAUGAUGAUGAUGCAGAAAUCGUGUAUUGUUUUAUUAUUUGUGAGUGUACUAUGUAGAGAUUUAAGUGAGAAUGAACGAAACAUGAGAGCUGCGUUUAUUCAGAAACUGUUAAAUAAACAAAAAUAUUUGGAGAAUAAAAUUAAACUUUUGGGUGGAACGGAGUUUGAAGGCAAUGUGUACAUUUACCAUGCUGGUAGAUGGGGGGCAGUAUGCGAUGAUUCCUGGGACAAUGCAGCGGCUGAAGUCAUCUGCCGUUCAUUGAAUAGAACCGGUAUAGCCACCCAUGGUGGGCAAUUCGGAGAAGCUAUGGAAAAAUAUUGGAUGGAUGAUGUCGUAUGUGAAGGCAAUGAAAUAUCUUUGAACCAAUGUAUAUUCUCCGGCUGGGGAUCAUCAGAUUGUGAGAAGAGUGAAGCAGCAGGUGUAAUAUGUAAAGAGAAAGAGAUAAAAGAUAUAACAAAAUAUGGUAAAAUUAAACCAAGACAUAUACAUGAAGUAAUGGAUGUGAGGGGCGCGAGUUUGAGACUCGUUGGUGGAAGAAAUAGUUACGAAGGGAGAGUAGAGAUAUACUACAACAAUACUUGGGGCAGCAUUUGCCCUGAUGGUUGGACAUUAUACGAAACAGCAGCCGUUUGCCACCACUUGGCCCUCGGUUUCGCUGACCAAGCGCUCCAGACUGAUUUCUUUGGCAGUUCCCAAAUCAUACUGAGUGGUGUUGAGUGUGAAGGAAAUGAAACAAAUCUAUUUUCUUGUAAACAUAGAGAAUUUGGUGAUGUGUUCUGUCCUGGUGAAAGAGGCCACGUCGCAGCCGUGGUAUGUACGCACUACCUGGCGGACCUUCUCUUGGACACAAGUGCUAUAGAGCGAACUGCACAUUUACAAGACGCACCUAUGUUCCAACUGCAGUGUGCUAUGGAAGAAAACUGCUUGAGCAAGUCUGCUUAUGAGGUACAAAAGAAUAAUCCGAAUUGGCAAUUUGAAACCCGAAGAUUACUGCGCUUUACCGCGGCAUCUUUGAACGUUGGGAACGCUGAAUUCAGACCAUAUUUGCCGAAACAUUUGUGGCAAUGGCAUUUGUGUCAUAUGCAUUAUCACAGUAUGGAGGUCUUCGCAACGUUCGACGUUCUAGACGUUUCUGGAAGAAGAAUAGCCGAGGGUCAUAAAGCUUCCUUCUGUUUGGAGGACAAUACUUGCUUGCCUGGUGUGGAGAAGAAAUACUCUUGUUUGAAUUAUGGCGACCAAGGUGUGUCAGUCAACUGUUCAGAUAUUUAUCAAUAUAACAUCGAUUGUCAAUGGGUUGAUGUGACUGAUGUAGAACCAGGCGACUAUACGUUUAAGGUGGCAGUAAAUCCUCACGCGCGUAUUGCAGAACAAAGUUAUCAUAAUAACGCCGCGUCCUGUGUACUCCGCCUUACCGAUACUUACGCUGCGGUGUACAACUGUCAAUUGGGACGACCUUAGGCUCGUUCGCAUGGGGCGACUGGAAACUUUUAUUUGUUUGCUUAUUGUAGUAUAUUUCCUUGUGUUCGUGUUGAGGUUAAAUAUAGUUACUGAAACUUGA